Molecule: messenger RNA, 4339 nt
Organism: Coregonus clupeaformis (lake whitefish)
Lineage: Eukaryota; Metazoa; Chordata; Actinopteri; Salmoniformes; Salmonidae
Product: putative methyltransferase NSUN7
Exons: 18
Coding region: 910-3942 (1010 amino acids)
Molecular function (GO): methyltransferase activity
Source: RefSeq, a predicted model, not a curated record
CAACCUAAACAUUACGAAACUUAUAUUCGAUCAAAUUAUCCUCACGUAGUAAAUUAGUAUUCCAUUUUUUGCUAACCAAAUUAGACACUGUCAUAUAGACCUCCAUUACAAAAAAUCCCCACUUUUUCUUCAUAUUGCUGUACUCUCGCGCGGACAGAUUUUGGAAGUAGUUAAUCCUCUCGCUUCGCCUCUUCCUCUCUGGCGGAGUCUAGUAUCGGGAGAUGCCGAGGCUGUGGGAAGAGACUGGGUUUCACCUAUUGCAACUGCCAGGUUUUGGGUCCGGGAUGGGGUGGAGCCCAUGGGGAUAGCAAAGGAAUGCCAGAAAAGAGGAUGAGACUAGAGGGAUAGUAGGCUAUCCGUUAUUAAACGUUGAAGUUGUGUAUGUGUUACUGAAAUUUAGAUAUUCUUAUCUGUCAAAUUGAAUGUAGUAGGCUACUCCAGCAUAAAUCUUGGAUUCCAGGAAAUUAGCAUAUAGUUACCAUGGUGAUGGAAGUUUACUGAUCCAAUGAGUUCCACAAUAUUAUUGCUAGCUAUUUUAGGAAGUUUUCCGCUAACUUCUAGCUUUUUAAUUAGCUAGUAGAUCUAUUGUGUCUCACUUUUGAGAGUAAAACUACUAGUUUUUCCCCAGCAUUUUUUAUUGCCAAGUUAAAGAACAUCCCCAGGAGUCCGCCCAUCGCGAAAAUAAGACAGCCAGAUUGUAGGUGGUCAGGUUAGAUGUCAGUUUUGGUCACGUAGCCCAAACAUCUGCUUCGACAUAACGAAAUAUGACAGCGCUUGCUGCUGGUUACUGGAUAUCUGAGACAGAAAAGUUCUGAAGACGUCUCCCCCUCUGAAGGGCCUGAGUGGAGGGACAGGGGUUGAGGUCGUGUUCUUGAGGUGAGCCUUGGGAGACCAGGCAACCAUAACAAGAUGGUGAAAAAAAACACAGGACACUCACGACAGUCAUCCAUAUCCAAGACAGCUGGUGGCUCCCAGAUAUCCAGCCUCAAAGACCUGAGCCUGCUGGAUGAAUCUGGCCUUGGGCAGGAGGAGAUGCCAGAGCUGCCUCCAGAACCCCCCACACCUGAUGAGGGCCACCUGGGCUUCCCAGACCCUGUCUACAUGCUGGCGGCAGUCAUCUUUCAGAACACUCACCUGGAGAAACCUGCUGCCCACCGGUUGGUCAGUUAUGGCAAGCGGGCGGGGCUGCCCCUGCCUGAGGCCAAGGAUGAGGUGUACCAACGCAGCUCGUAUGAGCUGGCCUUCAACACACUCAAAUACCAAGAGCUCCUGGAGGACAUCAUGAUUGACAGCUGCUUUUAUCUCUCUCAGCCAAUGCCUGAUGACCAGAUGAGUCUGGUGGCAGUGAUGCUCUACGACUUCCAGGACAGGAAGUUCCUCCCUCGGGAAUGCCAGGGGGAGGAGCUUGUACAGGAAGUCAGGGAGGUGGAGAACUGCCUCCUCAGGUUUAAGACCAAGCUGGCAGCCUCCCUGGCUCGCAGUAGGAUCAAACAUGACCUCCUGACCAUCGACUGCAUCCUCCCUGAGGCUGUAAGGAAGAAACAGGAGAGAGCCAACAGGCUGCCCCUCUACGCAUGGAUCAACACACUCAAAAGCAGCUUUGAAGAGGUGUGCGGCGUCCUGAAGCAAGGGGGAUUCUCUCAGGUGAAUUCAGUCGGGCAGUUGGAAGGGCAGUCCUUCUGUCAGGACCCCCACUGUGCGGACAUGUUGGUGUUUCCCCACCAGCUCAAAGCUGACCUGUACCGCACCAAGCUGCUCAGCGACAACAAGCUCAUCAUACAGGAUAAGUCGUGUAGUGUUGGUCCCUGUGUGGUGUGCCCCCUGUUGCCCCCAGAGGGGGACGUCCUGAUGGCUGGCUCCACCUCCGGCCUUACCGUGUCACACACCGCCUCCCUGGUCGCCCAUGGCAACAGCCAAUCGAAAGUGUUAGUCUGUGUUGGCGACCGCCCACCCGCCCAGAGGGAGGAGCUACAGGAGGUCCUUGCCAAUAUGGCCUGCAAGAACGUGAAGCUGAUCCCUGUGAGUUUCCUGUCUCUGGACCCAUGUGACCUGAGGCUCCAGCGGGUCCGGGGUCAUCCUGCUGACCCCCCCAGUGCUCCGUGUCUGCAGUCAGCAACCCUGUUGAAUUCAUACUGCAAGAAAACGGAGCCUGAUGACCAGAUGAGUCUGGUGGCAGUGAUGCUCUACGACUUCCAGGACAGGGAAGUUCCUCCCUCGCGGGAAUGCCAGGGGGGGAGCUUGUACAGGAAGUCAGGAGGUGGAGAGAACUGCCUCCUCAGGUUUAAGACCAAGCUGGCAGCCUCCCUGGCUCGCAGUAGGAUCAAACAUGACCUCCUGACCAUCCCGGGACUCUUUGAAGAGGUGUGCGGUCCUGAAGCAAGGGGGAUUCUCUCAAGUGAAUUCAGUCGGGAGUUGGAAGGGCAGUCCUUCUGUCAGGACCCCCACUGUGCGGACAUGUUGGUGUUUCCCCACCAGCUCAAAGCUGACCUGUACCGCACUUUCGGCUGCUCAGCGACAACAAGCUCAUCAUACAGAGGGGGACGUCCUGAUGGCUGGCUCCACCUCCGGCCUUACCGUGUCACACACACCGCCUCCCUGGUCGCCCAUGGCAACAGCCAAUCGAAAGUGUUAGUCUGUGUUGGCGACCGCCCACCCGCCCAGAGGGAGGAGCUACAGGAGGUCCUUGCCAAUAUGGCCUGCAAGAACGUGAAGCUGAUCCCUGUGAGUUUCCUGUCUCUGGACCCAUGUGACCUGAGGCUCCAGCGGGUCCGGGUCAUCCUGCUGACCCCCCAGUGCUCCGUGUCUGCAGUCAGCAACCCUGUUGAAUUCAUACUGCAAGAAAACGGAGACACAGACCUGCUCCAGGACCUGUCCCAGGGUUCCAUAGCCCAGACCAAGCUGGACGCACUGGUGGCCCAGCAGAAGAGAGACAUCGUCCAUGCCCUGAAGUUCCCCAAGGUGCAGGUGGUGGUGUACUCUACCUGCUCCUCGUACCCUGAGGAGAAUGAAGAGGUGGUGAGGAGAGCUCUGGAGCAGGCUGGGCCUACUGAGGGACCCAAACUACAAGUCUUCAGGCCGAGCUCUUCCUUACCCACAUCUCUGGGCCGAGCUGAGGAGAGAGCAGGGGGUCCGUUCUUCAGACUGGAUCCUUCAGACGAAACUAACGGCUGUUUCCUAGCUGUACUCACCAGAGAGCCCGACCUGGAAGAGAUCGAGUCUGCACAGGAAGUGCUUGCCAGGGCAGCAGCCACGGGCCUAUUGGACGGGAUCGAUUCCAACAAUCCAACCAGGAAGGAGAGGCGUGGCCGACAGACCCACCAGGCACCAAUCAGUCACGGCCGCUCAGCUAAUACACGCCCACACGCCACCGCCAGCAGCCAAUCCAGAGUCAUGGAGUUCCUGAACCGUGAGACCAAGGGUAGUAGCUCCGCCCCUACGGUGGGGUCGACCAAUGGAGGUCUGUUGCAACGAGGUAAAGCCAAGCCUGCUCGCCGACGCCCUCCCAACCCUUCCCUCUCCAACAGUACCUCCUACACCUCCCCUUACUCCGCCCCUAACCCCGCCUCCAUCCCCUCCAGGAAGAAUCUGACCCGCCUCAUCAACACUGCAGCCGCAUACAACAACCGCCACUCGCCCACCGCCACCAACCCCCCUGCUGCCCCUUCCACAACAGCCCCCUCCGCCCCCCUGGUCAACCCCGGUCCCCCUAAGGGUCGUCAGGAGGUGCUGCGCCCCGUAGCCCUCACCCUGCCCCCGGUCCUGUUCCCUGGGUACUCCCCCCCGGCCAGACAGAUCCAGAACCUCCCUCCGUCCCCCCAGAGGUCCAACCCCACCCUGGCCUACUACCAGUGGAAGACCUCACCCCCCCAGGUGCUCCUGGUCAAGUCCUCUGGUAGUGUCAACGAAAAGCCUGUCGUCAAACACGCUCGCCCCUGGCUUUGACAAUACUUCAGGCAAAUACACACAGACACACACUCAAUUACUAAAGACAAAAAACACACUACCAUACACUGAAAUAUAGAAGACAUGUUACACACACACACACACACACACACACAUAUAUAUAUAUACACACGCAAGUUACAUUCACACACAGUGUCCAUAGUGCUGUCAGUAUUAUAGUUUUACUUUGCAAUGAAUAUAAAGCAAAAACAAUGAAGUACCUUUAAAGUAAUUUCACUUUAAUGCUUUUCGUGUGUCAUAAAACAAGUAUGCCAUAUCUCAAAUAUACAGUAAUUGUAUAUUUUUACAGUAGUGCCAAUUACCAAAUAUAUGAUUUCAUGACUUCAAUGACUUGACCCAUUACAUGAGAAAAUAAACCUGCACUUUCAAGACCUUC